GUGGUGCGGCCCCUCCCCUCUACUCGCCCAGGCUGGUGGUGGGAGGGUGGAGGCUGGUGGAGAAUAUGGUUCUAAUGCCUGAGCUCAGCCCCAUGUGUGUUUGCUCAGCGAGGUGAUCCAGUGCCUUCACAGCCCACCCCAUGUGCUUCUUUGCGUCUCUGGAAUCCCCGUCACAUGGCAGUGGAAGAGCUGGGUGAUGUGAUGCUGCUGCACUGGAAGCUUUUUAUUCCUGAGCAGAACUGAGGAUCAUCCCAUUAUCCGGUCUAUUGCAAAAAUACACAUUCUGGAGAAGUGCUAGUCCCAGAGUGCUCACACAAACACAUCCCACUAUCAAGCGGUACCAAAACAUCCCAGUAUCAAGGAUGGUACAAAAACUUUACCCAAGGAUAACAGAAACACACUGACCCCUCCUAAAAAAUGAGGUCAGAAUAACAAGUAUUCAGACAUACAGUAUUGCCAUUUUACUGCUAUUCGUUAAUGUCUGGAUGGUUGCAAAGAUGGUGACUGCAGAUGACAGCCAGUGGGAUGAAACCAUCUGUGACAUGGCUGUUUGCCAACACCCACAGUGCUGGGACACUAUAAGGAGGAUUGAACAGGGACAUCCUCGGGUCCGUUUAAGAAACUUUGACUCACUCUGCAGGGCUUCUUCUUUGGAAAGCAAAGAUGAAUUACCAACACUGAAGAUUAUAAACUUCCCCAGCAGUUGCUCUCCCCGAGGAAGGAUCAGAUGUUCCAAUUGUAACAGAACUAUUUCCACCUUCACUGCACUUGAGUCCUCUUUCUCUCCUUCUUCUCUGUAUGAAACUUCAGUCUAUGACUUCUCUGACCGAAAUUCUGAAGUCAGUUCAGAAAGAACUCAUUUCCCAGGACUGAACUCUGUGGUAGAGUCACACACGAUCCCACAGACAGAGAUGAGCUUCACCUACUUGAAUAGAGUUGGAAAUCUCCAAGUGGUGGAUCUCAGUGAGGUUGCUGCUUCCAAGCAGGACUACCGUCCAGACAGUGGAAAUUUGAUUGUUAAAUGGGUCCCAAAUAUACACAGAAAAUCUCAGCGGCCUGAGGUGGAAGCAGUAACAGAACUGAAGCCUUUAAGAAGAGUAUGUGUUAAAAACCUUGCCUCUGAAAAUCUCUUUUCCCUCAAAGAACGGCAAAGGAAAGGAAGAGAUCUAGACAUUAAGAGAAAGAAGUCCAAGAAGGUCCCUUCAGGAGGCCAACCCUAUCAGCUACUUACAAACAGAAGCCAGAAAAUGAACUUGGUGACCAAAAAAAUAAAAUCAGUCACAAGCCACAGAGGUGACAGUUCUGCAGCCAAAGAAGGGAAGCCAAAGGAUAGUCAGAUAAAAAAUAGGUAUUCUUCCCCCAGACACCCGCAGACUGCUACAAUAGUGGAGCUGCAAGAUCCGGGUGCCCUGCAGCUGGGGAACCGGAGAGUGGAUGUGCCUGAUGCUACAGAGAAGCACACACAUCCUUUGCUUGUGCAGAAGAUUCCAGUCGUGAAUUUGAAAGAACAGGGCCUGGAAAGAAUCAGCAACAGACCUUAUCUGAGGAAACCAUUUGAAGGCUCCUUAGGUAUGAAGCGCCAUGAGACCAAACUAGAACAGCAACCUGGCUAUGCUGAAGCAGGGCCAAUUGUACUCACCACCCAGUCUCUGGAGUCCUGCAUGCUAGAUGGCACAGAGGAAGCCUCUGCAAACAAAAAACAACUGUCACAAAAACCAUCUGCAGAGCGGGAAUCCCAGCAACGGGAAGAGCCCAGGCAGCAACACGUGGGACUUGGGAAAAGAAGGUCUUCAGGGAUGUAUGUGCUGUACAAGAACAGCACGGCAAGCCUGGCCCUUGAGGGUGUUGGAGAAAAUGGGUACGUGCUGUCAAGGCCAGAAACACAGUAUGAAAUGUACUGCAAGCGUCUAGCAAGCAGGAAGGAAGCAGCACAGGCACUGGGCUAUCUUCAGGGAGGGAGCAGCCAGCGGCAGCCAAGCCUGGCUGCUCUGACACCAGACAAUGAUAAACAUGAAGCUGACUCUUACCCUAAUCCUCCUCCCCCUUCCCCUUCUCCUUUCCCAUUGAGGGACAAUGACAAGCCUUCCCCAGAUGUAGAAUCCCCUCUCUUCAGAGAGGACAGCGCUCUAAGGGCGUCCAGCGAACAAGGCCACCCUCUCGAUUAACCCUUCGUUAGACAAAUGCAGUGGGAACCUGACCCUAUAAUGAGUAGCGAUUGUAAAUGAAUGUGCAGGUUAAGGCACAGUACGAUUGAUGCCAGGCGCUCUCCGUGGGUGCCUGCUCUUGCCAUCGACAGCUGCGUCAAGAGACCAAGAAGGAGGGUGAGUGAGGUAACCUACCUGCUCCAGGGACCUUUGAAUGUACAGGACAGUUUGAGUGCUCUGUGCUUUGUAAUUAAAACCACAGCUUUCCAUC
Trachemys scripta elegans is the source of this 2415-nucleotide messenger RNA. It is a transcript of the gene C17H9orf43, whose product is annotated as chromosome 17 C9orf43 homolog. Bases 486 to 2165 code for a protein of 559 amino acids. The transcript is spliced from 12 exons. The record is from RefSeq and is a predicted model, not a curated record. NCBI's taxonomy places the organism in Eukaryota, Metazoa, Chordata, Testudines, Emydidae.